AUGGCUAGAAAAGGCAGCAGUGCCGGUGAGCCGGUGAAUAGAAAGAGAAAGCAACAGGAAGAAGAUGACGAUCUUCAAGUCAGUGGAGUUUUGGACAUUGAGGAAAGCAGCGACGACGAAAAUGACCAGGAUGAGAUCGAGGUGAACCAAGACCAGAAUGAGGAAGGAGAUGACGAAAAUGACGAGGAUGAAGAAGAUGAGGAUGAAGAUGAAGAAGAAGACGAUGAGGAGGCUGAACUUAAUCGUCUUUUGGCUGAAGAAGAAGCUGAAGAUGACGACGACAGCGAAACUGACAGAAGUGAACCAGAGUCUCUCAAUGACAAACUCAGUGGAAUAAAACUCAAAACUCUCCACACACAAGAUAGAGGUGAAAUCUACACAACGUUUUCGGAUGGAAAUCCUCGUACCAUCAAGCCCGAGAUCGAGCCCGUCUACGAUUCCGACGACUCAGAUGCCGAAAACUUUAACACCAUUGGAAAUAUUCCACUCUCCGCAUACGAGGAGAUGCCUCACAUUGGUUACGACAUCAACGGAAAGCGUAUCAUGCGUCCAGCCAAGGGUAGUGCUUUAGAGCAGCUCUUGGAGCUGAUCGAGUUGCCAGAAGGAUGGACCGGUCUUUUGGACCAGGACACUGGACUGUCGUUGAAGCUUACACCCGAAGAGUUGGAAUUGAUCCGCAAGAUUCAGAACAACGAGAACACUGACGACUCCAUCAACCCAUAUGAGCCUACUAUCGAAUGGUUCACCUCCAAGACAGAGAUCAUGCCGUUGAGUGCAGCACCUGAGCCAAAGCGCCGUUUCAUGCCUUCGAAGCAUGAAGCCAAGAAGAUUAUGAAGAUCGUCAAAGCCAUUCGUGAAGGCAAGAUUGUUCCACCCUCUCAGGUAAAGGAGCAGGCUGAGGAAGAGCAGCACAACUUCGAUCUCUGGAACAACGAUGAUGCAUCUACUGACCACAUCAUGAACCUUCGUGCACCUAAGCUUGCUCCACCAACUAACGAAGAGUCCUACAACCCUCCAGAGGAAUAUUUGUUGACUGAGGAGGAGAAAAAGCAGUGGUUGGAGACCGCGCCCGUGGAUCGUGAGACCAACUUUAUGCCUCAGAAGUAUCUGGCCUUGAGAAAGGUGCCAGGAUACCAAGAGUCUGUUCGUGAACGUUUUGAGAGAUGUUUGGACUUGUACUUGGCUCCUCGUGUGCGUCACAACAAAUUGAACAUCGAUCCCGAAUCCUUGAUUCCAGAAUUACCUUCUCCUAAGGACUUGAGACCAUUCCCUAUCAAGUGCUCCACUGUGUACCAGGGUCACACAGGCAGAAUCCGGACUGUUUCGGUGGAUCCUACCGGAUUGUGGUUGGCUACCGGCUCUGACGAUGGAAGUGUUAGAGUGUGGGAGAUUUUGAGUGGACGUCAAGUUUACAAGCUCCAAGCUAUCGAUGUUGAGGAGAAUCCCGAAGAGCACAUUGAUGCUGUGGAAUGGCACCCAGACUCGACGGUUGCCAUUUUGGCCGUCGCUGCUGCGGAGCGUGUGUUGCUUGUCGUGCCACCUAUCUUUGGCUUUGACAUUGAAAACGCUGCCAGAAACAAGAUUGAGGCUGGUUGGGGUUACGGCACUUUCGGAAAUGUCAGAAAGGAUACCGAAAUCAAUGUCAACUCCGAUGACGAAACAGAGACCACCUCCGCUGACAAGCCAAAGCAGGAUGUGGCUAAAUGGUACACUCCAUCUCCAGAGCAAUCUGUCAGUGGUAUCUCCGCCAUCAUUGAGUGUAAGAAACCUAUCAAGAAACUUUCGUGGCAUAGAAAGGGUGACUACUUUGUCACUGUUUCCCCCGAAAGCAAGAACACCUCAGUGCUCAUUCACCAGUUAUCCAAGCACUUGUCACAAUCGCCCUUCAGAAAGGCCAAGGGAAUUAUCAUGGACGCUAAAUUCCAUCCAUUCAAGCCUCAACUUUUCGUGAGUUCGCAGCGUACCAUUAGAAUCUAUGACUUAGCUCAACAGGUGUUGGUCAAGAAAUUGAUGCCUGGAGCUAGAAUGAUCUCUGGAAUUGAUAUUCACCCUCGUGGAGAUCAUCUUUUGGCAUCUUCCUACGACAAGCGUGUGUUGUGGCAUGAUUUGGACUUGAGUGCCAUGCCUUACAAGACGUUGAGAUACCACGAGAAGGCAGUCAGAUCCAUUCAGUUCCACAAGGGCAACUUGCCCCUCUUCGCUUCUGCAUCGGAUGACGGAUCCAUUCACGUCUUCCACGGUACCGUUUACGACGACUUUAUGACCAACCCAUUGUUGGUGCCUUUGAAGAAGUUGACUGGACACAAGGUUGUGUCGAGCAUUGGUGUGUUGGACUUGGUAUGGCAUCCUAAGGAGGCAUGGUUGUUCAGUGCUGGAGCAGACGGCACGGCUCGUCUCUGGACCACUUAA
Molecule: messenger RNA, 2409 nt
Organism: Sungouiella intermedia
Lineage: Eukaryota; Fungi; Ascomycota; Pichiomycetes; Serinales; Metschnikowiaceae
Source: the annotation of a GenBank genome assembly